GUACUGGAACUGGUUCGACUUGGUGGUGAUCCUGAGCGGUAUUGGAGAGGAGGUCCUCUCUGGUGUGAUUCUGCGCAACUCCUGCGAAAGUCCGCGUGAGACGGGCGAUGUCAUGACAGCCUUCACAGUUCUACGAGUGAUGCGCCUCCUUCGGAUCACACGGCUCAUCCGAGCUGUGCGCUUCAUGCCCAUUUUCCGCGAACUUCGUGUCAUGGUGCGAUCCAUUCUGAACUGCCUGAUGCCUCUGAUUUGGUGCAUUGUGUUGCUUGGCUUCUUCCAGUGGUGCUUUGCGGUGUAUUUCAUCACGGUCAGCUCCGACCAUGUGCAGGCCAUGCACUACUUCCCAGAGAGAUACAGCCACCUCGACCAGACUCGGAUCAAAGACCAGAUCAAGGCUAUGUUUGGUUCUCUCUGGAGGACCAACUACGUUCUUUUCAUGUCUGUCAGCGGGGGCUUGGAUUGGGGCUACGCAAGCGACAUCUUUAUCGAGCUGGAGAGCUAUUACGCAGCUGCGGGGUAUCUUUUCUUCAUUGCGCUGGUCGCCCUGGCCGUUUUAAACGUCGUGACCGCUGUGUUCGUGGAAUAUGCCAUGAAGAUGGCAGCAGAUGACCGCGAUCUUGUCAUCCAAGACACCCUGGCCAAGCGCAACAAGUACAUGCAGGAUGCCAUGUUGGUCUUCAAGGAAGCCGAUGCCGAUGGUUCCGGCUCCAUCACUUACAAGGAGUUCCUUGACCACGUGGAGGAUGAGCGAGUCCAGGCAUUCCUGAACAGUAUGGAGCUCGAUGGGAUCGAGGCAAUUCGCUUGUUCAAGCUCCUCGACCUCGACGGCAGUGGCUCAGUCGAACCCGACGAGUUCGUGCACGGCUGCAUGUGCCUGAAGGGCAUGGCAAAGACCAUGGACCUCGCGAUCUUGCUCCGCGAGCAGCGCAAGGCCAUGCAGACAUGGGGCAGCUUUAUGAGCUAUGUGGAUAUUUGUCUCACUCAGUUGCUGAAAGAAGACAAUCGCGAACUGCCAGUGAUGUCCGCUGAGUCGUCAAAAUCUCGAUGCUCUCUAUUUUCCGGGGUCUCGGGCUGA
This is a messenger RNA of Symbiodinium necroappetens, 1075 nucleotides long. NCBI's taxonomy places the organism in Eukaryota, Dinophyceae, Suessiales, Symbiodiniaceae. The record is from the annotation of a GenBank genome assembly.